Oncorhynchus keta (chum salmon) is the source of this 2382-nucleotide messenger RNA. RefSeq names its product zinc finger protein 211-like. The record is from RefSeq and is a predicted model, not a curated record. Gene Ontology annotation, biological process: regulation of transcription by RNA polymerase II. The transcript is spliced from 5 exons. Gene Ontology annotation, molecular function: RNA polymerase II cis-regulatory region sequence-specific DNA binding; DNA-binding transcription factor activity, RNA polymerase II-specific. Lineage: Eukaryota; Metazoa; Chordata; Actinopteri; Salmoniformes; Salmonidae. The coding region runs from base 422 to 1489 and encodes 355 amino acids.
UUUCGUCAACAGGUUGAUGUACUGGCCACUGAGUGUAUGUAAAAAAAAAUAUUAAAAAAACCUAAACAUUACGACACUUCUAGUCAAUCAAAUAAACCUCACGUAAUUCGACAAACUCUCAUUCACCUCCAUACAAAAAAAGGGUUUAACUCACGUGGACACAUUUUGGGCGGAGUAAAUCCUCUCGCUUCGCCUCUUCAUCUGAUUACCUUGAAAACAACUGUCGGACAUCUUGGACGCAGUGUCCAAUUCUUGAAUUUAUACCAGUGGUCGAAUCAGUAACUAGUGCUUUGAAAACUUCAUUGGAGUAUCGGCGCUCCGGUAUCACGAGUCCCAUCACAAAGCCUCUUGCUCGACCGAACAAAGUACAUACCAUAACAUAUAUUUUGGUACUUCUUAGCUACUGUAGUUAGUAACUACAAUGAGAAACUGCUGUGCGGUGAAUUGUGCUAAUCGAGCUGGUCAAGGAUGGAGAUUCUUCACUAUACCAAGAGGAUCUCAUCCCUUCCAAAAGAAUAGAAGACGGUUGUGGCUGCAAGCCAUAAAACGGGUGGAUUGGGGCCCUGAUGGUCUGAGGGGUGAUUAUAGCUUGUGUGGAGCUCAUUUCAUCUCUGGAGAACCUUCUAUGGACUACAACAGUGCCGAUUUUGUUCCAUCAAUAUUUCCCCAAGGCAAACAGACAAGAAUCUCAAGAAAGAGGAGAUGCAGUAAAGCACAGUCUGACGGCAAUGCUGUUGCCAUGGCAAGUCCAGACACAGAGGAACAUGUCCUUCCUGACUGUUCUGAAGUGCUGCAUGGUCCUGACUGUUACCAUAGUGACCAAAGCACGCUAGAUCCGAAGCUGGAGGAUGAAAGUCGGACGCUGGACCUGAAUAUCAAAGAAGAAGAUGUGGAUAAUUUUAUGUAUCUAAACUAUUCUGGACUUCUGAAAGAGGAAAGGAUAGAGGAAACGUGGGAGUGUCCUCAGCCUGGGAAAGGGGGUCCUGACUGUAACCAUAGCGACCUAAGCAAGCCAGAUCCAAAGAUGGAGUCAGUCAAGAUGGAGGAUGAAAGUCAGACGCUGGAGCUGACUGUUAAAUUCAAAGGAGAAGAAGAGGAGGAAACUCGUGGCAAGACCUCUUUAUCAACAAGGAAUCCGCUCACGUCCACUGGAGAGAAUUCUUACCAUUGCUCUGACUGUGGGAAGAGUUUCAGUCAACAUUCAAACUUAAAACAGCAUCAGAGAACACACACAAGGGAGAAAUCUCAUAGCUGUUCUGACUGUGGAAAGAACUUCAGUCAUAAGGGGAGUUUGGUAUACCACCAGAGAAUACAUACAGGGGAGAAACCGUAUAGCUGCUCUGACUGUGGGAAAUGUUUCAGUCAAAAGGGGAGUAUGGUACAACAUCAGAGAACACAUACAGGGGAGAAACCAUAUAGCUGCUCUGACUGUGGGAAGAGUUUUACCGCAUCUUCUACUCUAAAGAACCACCAGCGUAGAACACACUAGAGAAAAGCCUUACCAUUGGACUGUGGGAAGAGCUUCAAUCGACAUCAACAUUUCAGACAACAUCAGAGAACAGUGUGUUGGAUGCAUUUGCUGUUCGUUUUGGUUGUCUCAGAUGUUGUGCCCAAUGGAAAUUAAAGGUAAAUAAUGUAUUGGCACUUUUACUGUAAAUAGAAUAUGUUUCUAAGCAGUUCUACAUUUAAUAUGGAUGCGACCAUGAUAAUUGUGAAUGAUGAGUUAGGCAUAAAUAUCAUGCUAACCUCUGUUAUUGUAAUGGUAAGAGGCUAUGUCAUGGGGGUAUGAUAUUUUUUGUGCGUCUAACUUUCUCACUCAUAAUUACUCCCGAUUUAAUUCAGAACUAUCUGUAAUCAUGGUAGCAUCCACAUUAAUGUAGAGGUGUUUAGAAACAUAUUCUUAUUUACAAUAACAGUGACUCAAAAAUUACUUAUUUUACCUUUAAUUUCUAUUGGGGGAAACAACCAAAACAAAUAACCAAUGCAUCCAACAAGUUUGUAGAGUCACAAGCUUGAUGUAGUCAUUAUGUGCUAGGAAUAUGGGACCAGAUACUAAGUCUGGUCACUUUAAUACACACACACUGCUUUCAGAACCCAUUCAGACCCCUUGACUUUUCCCACACGUUGUUACCUUACAGCCUUAUUCUAAAAUGGAUUGAAAUAAAUACAAAAUCCUCAGCAAUCGACACACAUUACCCCAUAAUGACAAAAGCGAAAACAGGUUUUUAAUUUAUUAAAAAAUAAAUACCUUAUUUACAUAAGUAUUCAGACCCUAUGCUAUGAGACUCUAAAUUGAGCUCAGGUGCAUCCUGUUUCCAUUGAUCAUCCUUGAGAUGUUUCUACAACUUGAUUGGAGUCCACCUGUCAGAAACUCAAUUGAUU